Molecule: messenger RNA, 5266 nt
Organism: Hypanus sabinus (Atlantic stingray)
Lineage: Eukaryota; Metazoa; Chordata; Chondrichthyes; Myliobatiformes; Dasyatidae
Product: NF-kappa-B inhibitor beta-like
Exons: 6
Coding region: 143-1231 (362 amino acids)
Biological process (GO): signal transduction; cellular response to lipopolysaccharide
Cellular component (GO): cytosol
Molecular function (GO): protein binding
Source: RefSeq, a predicted model, not a curated record
CCCGUCGGCCGGUAGGGUAAACAAGGCGCCGGCCAUCUUCAUCUGAGGGGCUUCGUCGGGGGAGGAGACGCCGCCGCCUUCUUCGCCUUUUGCUGGCGAAACGGAGGAAAUAAUGGGCGCUCCACCUCACCGAUCCGGCUAGAUGAGUUGGAAAAGCGGUGCUGGUCCGACUGUCGAAGCCGACAUGGAGAUGCUGGUCAACGAGGAGCGGCCGAAGCCGGACCCGGGCAAGACGGCUGUGGCUCCGUGGGGCGGCGAGGCCGAGGCCGACGACUGCUACGACAGCGGCAUCAGCUCUCUGAGUGAGAUGCCGAGCCGCCACUUCGACCCGUUCGACGAGGCCAAGGCGGCAGGCGAACCCGAGUCCCAGCCCGACGUGUGGCCGAGCAGCGAGCGGAGGCUGGAGGGCGGCGUCGGGCACAUCACCCGCGGCCUGGAGCGGGUGGAGCUCCAGGACGGCGAGAAGAGCGACGUGAUCUGGAUGUUGGGCUACUGCACCGAGGACCUGGACUCGAUACUGCACCUGACCAUCAUUCAUGAAGAAGAUUGCUUGCUGGAGCGCCUUCUCUACUAUAUCAAGGGUACGGAUUUUCUCAACCUGCAAAACAACAUGAAGCAGACCGCACUGCACUUGGCAGUGAUCCUCGAGCGACCAGAUUUUAUAAAGAAGCUGACAGCGGCUGGAGCGAGCCUCUUGCUUCAAGAGAAGGAUGGGAACACUGCCUUACACCUCGCUUGCAAGGAAAUGGCACUUGCCUGUGUCCAGGCACUCCUGUUUCACCAUUCCAGUGACCUACACUAUUCCAAUUUGGUGGACCCUUCACAAUUCAAACAGCAGCUACAUUUCUAUAACUACCAAGGUUUAACACCCCUCCACUUGGCAGUAAUACUUAAUGAUGUUAAGAUUGUGGAGUAUCUUCUGCAGUUUGAACUGGACAUAAAUGCAAAGGAGAAGUGUGCAGGUCGGACUGCAUUACAUUUGGGAGUAGAAAAGCAGAAUCUUCACAUCGUCAGACUCUUACUAAAGAGGGGAGCAGAUGUUCAUGCCCAGAUGUACAAUGGCUACACACCAAUUUGUCUGGCGGUGUUCUUGCCCGAUUCUGGAAUAACCCAAAUGCUCAGAGACUAUGGCUCUUCAGAACCAAUUACAGAUGAUGAGUCAGAUGAAGAUGAAGGAAUAGAUGAAGAUGGUGUGGGAGAGUAUGAUGACUUUGUGGUGCACGGAUAUUAAUGGAAGAUCAGAAAACCCUGCAGUGUCAUAUUUAAAGAUUAAAAUUAGCAUUAAAGUGGUUCAUUCGGACUGCUGUGAAGAACCUUUAGUCCCUUUUUAAUUGUCGUGUAACUUUUGCAUUGAAGCAAUAUCUUGCAUUUGGAGUAGUUUUUAUAUCCUUGUGUUUGCAAGUAUGGAUAUGUGGUUUGAAGGUAUCUGGCUGUUGUCCGAAAAGGAUGAUCGAAAACUCGAGCAGUUCAUGCAGCGAGCAGACUCUGGGCUUUGGCAGCACGGAGAUGUGUUUUGAGGUGGAGCGCAAACUUGGACAAACAGAUCUUAGUGUUAAUUGCUUAAAUUGAAAGAUGGGGGAAUGGAGUUACAUGGAUGGGUUUGGGGUUGCAGUGAAGCAGAGAGGCUGUAUGUGAGAAGGGAGGGUAAAGUUGAUGUUUUUAAAAUGUGCUGCUGUUCCCAGUGUUUUGCUCGGUGGCAUUGCCACCCUUCAGUCGCGGCUUCAUCAACAAUGUUCUCAGCCGGAGCCCCAGAAGUGAAUCUGACACCAAGUUUUGAAGAAGUAACUCUGUAUUUCUGCUCUGCCACACCUGCCUCCUUGGCACCAAAUGAAGAACAGUUUGUGUAUGUGGACUUGUGCAAACUUGUCAGUUUUGUUACUGUGUGAAUGCUGACCGAGUUUUCUUUUUGCUGCUGGAACUUCCCAGCAAUAGUUUACCAAAUGUGCAAGAAAUUAGAGUCAGCAUUUAAGAAUUUAGGAUGCAAUGCGUUUGAAUGUGCUGUAGCAGCUUCUGUAACUCAGUGCGAUUUGAUUCCUCCCUCUUGGUCAGAUAAAGAUAAUAGAUAUGUCACUGCACAUUUAGAGACUACUGAUAGACAUAGAAUCAGCUCAUUCACAAUGUUUAGAGAAAGCAUUUACAACUUAGUAAUUCAAAAUACUCUCAUUUUUCUUUUUAACUUUCCCUUGGCUGGAAUAUGCAAACAUAUGUUAUGAGGUUAACAUAGUCUUCAUUAGGACAAGGAAGAGAACUGAAUAAAAAAAAUUGUACAUCAAAAUGAGUUUCCUCAUUUCAUAAAAUUAUAGAAAGUCCAUAUGUUAAGACGAAUAUAAUUUUUGAUAUUUAAAUAAGUCUUAGAGCCUAAAUAGUUUGGUUGCCUUCGUUACACUGGUGUGUUUGGUGAGACUCCUUUUGAAAGCCCGGAAGUGUAAGGGGUGGGGGAUGUACUUACUGCCACUUCCCCCUCUGCCCUUCGCUCGGACAUUUCACACGUUGUAAACACUUACCUUUUGGAGAGCCACGGUCAGUGACAGUUAUGUCCCUGCACACUGUUCAUUCUUUGCCCUUCAUCGAAGGCUUGAGCUUGGGGUUAUCCCUUUAAUUACCGCAGGUGUGAUUUGGAAAUCCCUCCUAAAGCUAGUCUCUUACCGCAAGGAGUGUUAUCAUGAAAACGUGUUUAAAAAGAUAGGUUUUCCAAUCAGAAAGAUUUUUUUUUGCCUCCAAUCUGGAUUCAGAAGAGAUCAGAAGGUCAAAGUGCAAGCCUGUGUCACUAUUCAGUGAGGUCAAAAUUGACCCUUAGCUACCUAUGCCACACACACAAAUUUCUACAAAUUGUUCUAAAUUUAUUACAAUUAUUAAACACAAAAUAAUUACAUAAUUACUCACCCCCUGCAAGUCAGUAUUUAGUAGAAGCACCUUUGGCAGCAAUUGCAGCCUUGAAUCCGUGUGGAUAGGUCUCUCGGCUUUGUGCAAUUUUUACCCCAUUCUUCUCUACAGAAACAUGGAAAACCUGCUGCUCAAGCCCUGUCAGAUUACAUGGGGAUCAUGAGUGAACAGCCCUUUUCAAGUCCAACCACACAUUCUCAAUUGGAUUGAUGCAGGGUUCUGACCUGGCCAUUCCGGGGCAUUAACUUUGUUGUUUUAAAGCCAUUCCUGUGUAGCUUUGGCAUAAUGUUUGGGGUGAUUAUCCUGCUGGAAAACAAAUCUACAGACUGCAUUGGGUUUUCCUUCAGGAUUUCCCUGUAUUUUACUGCAUUCAUUUUACCCUGUACCUUCACAAGUCUUCCAGGGCCUGCUGCAGUGAAGCAUCCCUACAGAAUGAUGCAGCCACUAUGCUAGGGAUGGUGUGUUUCUGAUGAUGUGCAAUAUUUAUGCCAAACAAAGCAUUUAGUGUGAUGGCCAAAAUGCUCAAUUUUGGUUUCAUCAGAUCAUAGAGCCCUCUUCCAGUUGACUUCAGAGUCUUCCACAUGACUUCUGGCAAACUUCAGCCGAGAUUUCAUGUGAGUUUUUUAUUUCUGCAGUGGCUUUCUCUUUGCCACUCUCCCAUAAAGCUGUGACUGGUGAAGCACCCGGGCAACAAUUGUAUGCGUAGUCUCUCCCAUCUCAGCCACUGAAGCUUGUAAUUCCUCCAGAGUUGUCAUGGGCCUCCCUCACUAGUCCUCUUGCAUGGUCACUCGGUUUUUGAGGGCGGUCUGCUCUAGGCAGGUUUCCAGCUGUGCUUUAUUCAUUCCAUUUGUUGAUAAUUCACUUAACUGUACUCAAGGGAUAUUCAGUGACUUGGAAAUUUUUUUCAUAUCCAUCUCCUGACGUGCUUUCCAAUAACCUUUUUGUGGAGUUGUUUGGAGUGUCCUUUUGUCAUCUUGGUGUAGUUUUUGCCAGGAUACUGACUCACCCACAGUUGGACCUUCCAGAUACAGUUAAAUUUUUUACUACAAUUGAAACACCUUAACUGCACACGCGUUCAUAUAUAGCUAGGACACUUUAAUCCAAUUUGCUGCACCAGUGAUGAUUUGGUUUGUCAUAUUAAAGAGAGUGAAUAUUUGCACAAUCAAUUAUUUUUUAUUUGUAAAUAAUUUGGCUCACUUUGUAGAGAUCUGUUUUCAUUUAGACAUGAAAUACUUUUUCUGUUAAUCAGUGUUUUUAAAAAAAGUCAAAUUAAAUCCUCUGUGAUUCAGUCUUGUAGAACAAUAAAAUAUGACAACUUCCAUGGGGGUUGAAACUUAAUUCCAAUCACCCCAUUCCUGGAAAUUCCAAGACAAUAUCCUGGUUUGUGUAGCAUCUCCUGUUUUUAACAUUAAAGAUCCUAGUUUCAUUCCUGAACUUCCACCAGGACAGACAUAUCCUACUGAAGAUGAAAAGCGAUUCUUCCAUUGCUUUUUAUCUCCUGUACACCAAAGCCUCUGCUUUGCCAUCAUCUAACCAUAAUUGCUAAGAGCAUUUCUAAUGGAUUUAGUUAUCUUAGCCUGUACUGGACUUUAGCAUGUCCUCCGGCAAGAGUUGGAUGUGAAGACUGUCAGCUGAUUGAUGUGCCCCAACUUAGCUUCAGACUGAAAGCAGUUAUUAGUUGUGGGGUGGAGGGUUGGGGUGGAAACACAAUUCACAUUCCCAGUAGAACAAAUAAACAAAAUCUAACCGGCUCAGCAGCUUUACUUGUAGAAUUCACUUGAACCUAAGUGGAGUCAUGCCAAGAUAGGAAUGGACACAUUUGAUCACACACGAUAGCAUAUACUUUUCUUCCAAAUUUAGUUAGUAAUUUUUCAAUACGCAUUUCCUCCUGAAUUUGGCAUACGUAUGCGGAAUGGAACCAUGCUUAUAAAUGUCACUAGUAGUUGCAAAUUCUGACCUGUGGGAUAUGCUGAAGUACGUCAACAUUUUCUUUUUGUCGAUGUGAAUAGUUUUACUAGUGACUUGUCUUUAAAGAGACUACAAAGUUUAGGUAAUUUUGUUCCUAUUUUGUACUUCUAUUUCAUACUUCACCCUGUUUGCACGUGCACAGAAUGUUCCAUUCAGUGAAGCUGAUCCAGAGAAGCUGUUAGAGCACAAUUUGCCUAAUUUUAUUGAGGUUGGGCAGUGUUUGGUGUACAGCCAUGCCUUUAUGUUAAGGAGUUUGACUUGUACUUUAAAAUUGUCUUAUUUCCCAGCUUCACUGUAAACACACACCAGGACUGAACUAGUGUGUUGCUUGCCUUAGAGUCAGAUGUAACCACUUAGGAUAUUGAGCACUUGUUUUUUAAAGAACUGACAAAUAAAUGUUGCAAAUAUUAUGGGC